GUUUGUUUGUUGUGGUUAUCUGUUUGUCCGUGCUCAUGCUUGUUCUAUUUCUGAUCGUUGUCGAUUGCUUUCGAUAAUAAAUUUCAGCGUUCUCUUUGUGCUUAUUGAGUCUUCAACUUGCCAUUCCUCUUGUUCUUCCAGAUAUCUUGAUAUACUGCUCCUCACACUUCACCAACACACAAAGUACCUCUCAGCUAUACUCAAACUUAUUAAAGGCUGGAGUUAUAUACUUGUAACGGUUUUAAAUGCUGACGCUAUUCUGUUCGAACGUCGCUUUCCAGAUGGUCUGAAUCUUCUUGAUGACUGAUUGUUGCUAUUUUUAAUUAGUGCCUUCAGAAUCUAAAGAAUGUCAAAUUGUUGUCAAAAAAGAUUUCGUCGAAUACUUCAAUACAAAAAACAAAAGCGCAAGCUAGAAAAAGAUCGCAAAAAGACAAUCUUGCGCAGCAAAAUAAAGGAAAAUAUAGAAAAAAAUCGUUAUCAUAGCAAGAAGUUUCUAAAAAAGGCGAUCUCUAACAAGUUGCAGAUUGCACUGAGUGAGGGAAUAAGAAUCUACAUAGAUUGUUCUUAUGAAGCUCUUAUGUCUUCCAAAGAAUGCAACAAAUUCGCCCAGCAGCUUUGCAGACUUUAUGGGGCAAACAAAAAAGCCACAAAGCCCUUGAGCAUUAACCUUGUGAAUUUCUCACAACAUGGACCCUUGUUCCAUGCUUGUCAGUCUAAAUGUGAUGGGUUCCUAAAGUAUAAGAUUGGAUUAUAUAGUGAAACACCAUCAAGCAUUACACCAGAAAAUAUCGAAAUUGUGUACCUUAGUCCGGACGCAAAAGAACCAUUGUUGUCUAUAUCGGAAAAUUGUGCUUACGUACUGGGAUGUCUUGUAGAUGAACAUAUAUUAAAGGGACGCAGUCAACAAGAAGCUGAGAAUCAAGGUUGCCGUGCUGUGCGACUCCCGAUUCAAGAGUUUACAUCUAGAGAAAAAUCUAGCCCCGUGUUAGCGAUAAAUCAUGUUAUUGAUAUACUGUUAGCCUAUAUGGCAAAUGGUGGUGAUUGGAAGGCAGCUUUACAGUCCUACUUGCCCAAACGAUUUUUAAUAUAAUGCAUGUACAUGUGAUAUUUUAUUAUAACU
Molecule: messenger RNA, 1120 nt
Organism: Schistosoma turkestanicum
Lineage: Eukaryota; Metazoa; Platyhelminthes; Trematoda; Strigeidida; Schistosomatidae
Source: the annotation of a GenBank genome assembly